Molecule: messenger RNA, 192 nt
Organism: Dentiscutata erythropus
Lineage: Eukaryota; Fungi; Glomeromycota; Glomeromycetes; Diversisporales; Gigasporaceae
Source: the annotation of a GenBank genome assembly
AUGGCGAUGAAAAAGACGAAGCUGAUGUCGAAAAAAAAUGACGAUGACAAAGAUGAAAAGAUCAAAGAGAGAAAAAAGCUAGAGAAAAAGCUGAAUAAUGGUUUUAUUUUGAGAUAUAAUUCAAUAAAUAUGGACAACAAAUGGAGACUUCCUUCAAAUAGAUAUGUAGAAGAUGUCAUAUAUAAUUGGGCA